Sarcophilus harrisii (Tasmanian devil) is the source of this 4278-nucleotide messenger RNA. RefSeq names its product casein kinase 2 alpha 2 (gene CSNK2A2). The record is from RefSeq and is a predicted model, not a curated record. NCBI's taxonomy places the organism in Eukaryota, Metazoa, Chordata, Mammalia, Dasyuromorphia, Dasyuridae. The transcript is spliced from 12 exons. Gene Ontology annotation, molecular function: ATP binding; protein serine/threonine kinase activity. Gene Ontology annotation, biological process: protein phosphorylation; regulation of chromosome separation. Gene Ontology annotation, cellular component: protein kinase CK2 complex; cytosol; nucleus. The coding region runs from base 170 to 1222 and encodes 350 amino acids.
ACCCGGCCUGGCGCGGCCGCCCGCCUUCGCCGCCUUCGCCUGCGCCGCCGCCUCGUCGCUGCUGGGCUUCCUCCGCUCGGCGCCCCGGGGCCGCCGUCUGCUGCUGCUGCCGCCUCUGCCCUCGUCGCCGCAGGCCAGCGCCCCCCGCUGCCGCCCGGCGCCGCCCGCCAUGCCCGGCCCGGCCGCCGGGAGCAGGGCCCGGGUCUACGCCGAGGUGAACAGCCUGAGGAGCCGCGAGUAUUGGGACUACGAGGCGCACGUCCCGAGCUGGGGUAAUCAGGACGAUUACCAACUGGUUCGGAAACUUGGUCGGGGAAAAUAUAGUGAAGUGUUUGAGGCCAUUAACAUCACCAACAAUGAGAGAGUGGUUGUAAAAAUUCUCAAGCCAGUGAAGAAAAAGAAGAUAAAACGAGAGGUUAAGAUUCUGGAAAAUCUUCGAGGUGGAACAAAUAUCAUUAAGCUCAUUGACACUGUGAAAGACCCGGUGUCAAAGACUCCAGCUUUGGUGUUUGAAUACAUCAAUAAUACAGAUUUUAAGCAACUAUACCAGAUCCUUACAGACUUUGAUAUCCGGUUUUAUAUGUAUGAACUGCUUAAGGCCCUGGAUUACUGUCAUAGCAUGGGAAUCAUGCACAGAGAUGUCAAACCUCACAAUGUUAUGAUAGAUCACCAACAGAAAAAGCUUCGACUAAUAGACUGGGGUCUGGCAGAAUUCUACCAUCCUGCUCAGGAGUAUAAUGUGCGUGUGGCUUCUAGGUACUUCAAAGGGCCAGAGCUCCUUGUGGAUUACCAGAUGUAUGACUAUAGUCUCGACAUGUGGAGCUUAGGCUGUAUGCUGGCCAGCAUGAUCUUCCGAAAGGAACCCUUCUUCCAUGGCCAAGACAACUACGACCAGCUUGUCCGAAUUGCCAAAGUACUUGGUACAGAUGAGUUAUAUGGAUAUCUGAAGAAAUACCACAUAGACCUGGACCCACACUUCAAUGAUAUCCUGGGGCAACACUCUCGAAAACGCUGGGAAAACUUCAUCCAUAGUGAGAAUAGACAUCUCGUCAGUCCUGAGGCCCUGGAUCUUCUGGACAAGCUUCUGCGCUAUGACCAUCAACAAAGGCUGACCGCCAAAGAGGCCAUGGAACACCCUUAUUUCUACCCUGUGGUGAAGGAGCAGUCCCAGCCAAGCUCAGAAAAUUCUGUGCUCUCCAGUGGUCUCUCAGCGGGACGAUGAAGACUGGAAAACGACGGGUCUGAUGCUGUUUCUCCCACUUUUCCAUAAGCAGAACAAGAACCAAAUCAAAUGUCUUAAAAACGUGUGUACAGAGACCACAUGCAGCGGACAGACACGUCACAGUGACAGGUUACGAGAGCAGGAACCACACCAGCUGAAUGGCAACCAACAGUUUAUAAAACAAACCUUACUUCUGAAUGUAAAAGGUUCAUAUGCCUUUGACUUCCUGUUGACUUCCUUCUGACCCAGAAAGCAUGGAAAAUGUGAAGGGUAUGCAAAAUGGUUGUUGGUUAAUGUUGCUCCCCCACUUCCUAUAUCCCCACCUCAACCCAUUGACCUUUGGCCCCGUGGUCCCCCCUGCCCCCUUCCCCAGCAAACUGUAUUAACAGCUGGCCACAAACUCCACAGUGGGGAAAUGGGGGGAAAUAUAUGGCAUGAUGGACAGUUAUAUAUUAUAAUUAAAAAAAUUAUAUAUUAUUGAAUAAAAGUUUUAAAAGAAAUGUAUGAAGAGUUUUCAGUAUGAAAGGAGCUAUGAGCUGAGGCCCAGAGGGACAGCUGAGAAUUCUGAAAAUGGCUGUGUUGAAAUAGUGGCCCUGGUGGAUGGGCCUAUGGCAUGUUCUUGACCAGAGUGGAACAAGGGCAGACCUAGGAAAAGAAGGGGACAGAACAGUUUGGUAGAGAGUGACUCCUCAGAAAGGUGUCAGUUGGUAAGAGGGAUUGGGUGAGCUCCUUCUAGAUACUGGGCUAACCUAGGAGAAUGAGGGAGCAGGAACAGUGAGUGAAAAGGACAAGUUUCACUUGGUUCUCUAAAAACUUCCCCUUGUUAAUCUUCACAGGCCUUGACGAGUAAGAGCAGCCUGUGUCAUCAUAGGGGAGAAUCCCUUCUUCCCCUAGCAGGUUCUACUGCCGGCUGUCCUUUUAGCCAGCAAAUAAAGCUUGCUUUGCUCUUAUCAAUGAACUCAGGAAGAUUAUUUAGCUUUUCCCUUCUCUUCCCAUCCUCCUUUCCCCUCCAUUCCAUACCUCCCAUCUGCACUAUUCUUUCCCUGCCUCACCCCUAAUACUUCUGAAGUAGAGUUUUGCCAUAAGGGUUGAGAAGCUUUAGAGAGAAUCAGUCUUUUAGCCUGCAUGGAGGUCUCAGAUCUAUGGGACUGCCUACCUCUGAACACAAUCUGAAGAUCGAAGACUUCAGUGAAAUCAAAUUAUAAGGCAAAUGGAUCAGAAAAACUGACUGUCCCAAGUGGGGAAGAGGGACAAAAUUGGGAAACUAUAUUUGCUUUAAAAUCGGGUUUUUUUUUUUUUUUUUUUUUUUGGCCUUGAGCAAAAGUCUAGUCAAGAAAUUUACAGAAAAGCUUCUUUCUGCCCUUCACCCUCCCAACACAGAUAGGACCAAUAGAGAAGAAAGUACAUAAAAGUGCGAUCUGGUCUUCUGUUUUUCUGAAUUCCAUCUUUCUUCCUAGUUGUAAGAAGUAGUAGGGAAAGAAAGAAAAAAUUCCUGCACAUUUAAUUGGAACAAAUCAGUUAUGAUGUAACCUAGAUCUCCAUUACUAGUCAUUUCCCAGUGGCAUUAGUCUUCCUUUGUUUCAACAAGUGCUUAUCUUGAAAUAAUGUAACUGUUAACAAGUGUGUAUACCUUUUUUUUUCCUCUGAAGUAGGGGAUGGGGAAUUAUCUGCUAAGAGGAGUUUCUAUCUUAACUGUGACUUCUCAGAAGUAUUGGCGCUUGAGGCUGUAUUCAUUUUCAGCCAAUGAGCUAAAACCUGGAGUAUUAACAAAAGUAGAUACUUAAAACUCAUUUUAAGAUCUAGUAGGACUCUGUACAACUAAAUUUUGUGUUUUCUGGCUUCUUACUUCCUUUCUUCUAAUGUCCCUUAUAUUCAAGAUCUCUGUUGUAAGGCUACUUCUGUCUGAUUCAAGGUUCUGUUCAUCUUUUUUUUUUUUUUUUUUCCAUUUCCUGACUCUUUGAAAAUGCAUUAUAGUACCUCUUUAUAAAAAGUACCUCCCUGUACCCUACGGUUUCAUUCCUUCUAAAACUUACAGAUUGGUUCUUUGUAUGUGCGUGUAUAUAUAAAACAUGUAUUUAUUAUCCCUGUGUUGGCCUGUGUGUGGAUAUAUAUAUAUAUAUAUCAAUCCAAAGAAUACUGUUAUAGAUGGUGUGUGCAGCUUAUGGGUUUUCUCUUUUUUAAGGCAUCAUGUAGAUCUUUAAGAUCUUUAACAAAAAAGGAUCUGCUCUUUUAAUUCAGGUUUGGGUCUUUCAGAGUUUCUGUACCUGUCAAAUGAGGGAGGUUGGUCCAGAUCAGGUGUUUCUAACCUAGGAUCCCUUGAAGGUUCAUGGAUAGAUUUCAGGAGGUCUAUGAAUAUUUUAGUGGGUCCAUGAAUUUAGGUUGGGAUAGAGAAGGGGGAAUGAUAUCUUAAUUUUUACUAACCUCCAAUUGAAAUUAAGCAUUUUAUUCAAUUAUUUACAAGUAUUAUUCUGGGGAGGAGCUCAUGACUUCACCAGACUACCCAAAACAUCCAAGCACACGUGUGUGCAUGCGCGCACACACACACACACACACACAGAGAUUAAUAAUUCCUGGACUACACGAUCUCCAGCUAGGAUUAGAUGGUCCUUUUAAGCUCCAGCAUUCUUUGACUCCAGGAUUCCUUUUCAAUUAUAAUCUUUGCCAUUUUAAAUCAACUGUAAGCAUUUAGUAAGCACCUAUUAUGUGUUGGAUAUUGUGCACCAGAGAGACAAAGAACAGCAAAACAACAACAACAACAACAACAACAACAAAACAAUUUCAGUACCUACUUUGAGCUCCCAAUUUAAUGACAACAAUACAACUAUUAAGAAAUAAGAUAUUCACAGAAUACAUUAGAGAUAAUUAACUGCGGGAAAACACUAGCAUCAAGGUGUUUGGGAAAGACUUCUUGAAGAAAAUAGGCCUUUAUUGAAGCCAGGUAUGAGAAAUUAGAAGAGCAAAGGGUUCCAGUCAUGAGGAACAUAAAUGUUUCACGUGCCAAGUAGCCCAGUGUCUUUAGAUCAGAGUAUUGGGGAAGGGAGAAUAAGAUGUAAGAA